AUGUCUACUUCAGGAAGAGGUUCAAGCCGUGCCAGACCCACACGUCGCUCACAACGCCAGGUGACUCCUGAUGAAGACAUCCGCGGAGCGGCACUUGGCCUUCGUGCACAACUCGUGCAGAUGCGAGACGAUGCACACGCGAAUCUGGCUGGCCAUCGACAAGGACAGGUUGUUCUGCAACAGGAGAGGGCAGCUUUCAAUGCGACAGUAGCUGCGAAGUUGGCUGCCAUGCAAGCUGCUGCGAGUGAUGAUGAUACUGUGAUUCCGUCGUUGCUGACAGGAGAUGUGGAAAGAGACCAGCCCGGCGAAGACACAAGAAUGGUACAAGACGUGGGUGUACAUCAUCAGGAGCCCGCUACUACUGAUCUCGACCCACAAGUAGAUCAAUCGAUCGAGGACCUCCCAGGUGCAGACCAAUCCGCCAUAACGGACGGACCAAUCCACGCCGAGACUUCCGAAGAUGCUCAUCAAGAGGAGGCGAGCGAAGAAGAAAAAGCACUACAGCUCAGAACCAAUCAGUUCGUGCUCUCGAUGGACUGGGAUGCUGUAGCCGCAGUCGCUUCGAAAUUUCGAGGAGGUGAGCUCUGCAAGUUCGGCCAGGCGCAUCGGGUUGGCCACUUCAAUCUCGUCAGGGGCGUCCAUUUCGACAAUGGAGUGAGCUGGGUCGUUCGAUUGAGGCUGCCCGCUCUUUCCUCUGUCUUUGGUGAUCGAGAGGCGAUGGAUGUUGAGAGUGUUAUGAGAAUGGAGAUUGCGACGACCAAGUUCUUGAGGCAGAAGACCACCCUACCCAUUCCCGAGAUCGUCGCAUACGACCUCAAUCCCGACAACGAACUCGGAACGCCUUACAUGUUCAUGCAGUACAUCUCAGGUGAUCCCGCAAAGGAGCUGGCGGAGAAGAGAGGAUGUCAAUACGGCACAUACGGCACCCCAGCUCAAAACGAGCGCUUCUGGCGACGAGUGGCAGAAAUCCACAUCGAGCUCGCAAGUAUUCAAUUCGACCAAAUCGGAAGCUUGUACGAAGACGGCGACGGCUUCAAGAUUGGUCCUGAGCUCGAGACUGGUAAAGGACCAUGGAACACGGCUGAAGAGUAUUACAAGGACCUCGCCGGGCAGGUCUUCAUCGCUGCGGAUACUGUCACCGACCCUCUUCUUCGCCAGCAUGAGUCAUUCGACUACAUCCCCAAGAUGUUUCCUACCCUGAUGCAGCUUUACGGCAAGCCGGGACAAGAGGGUCCUUUCAGUCUCGUCAAUCGUGAUCUAGGGCCUCACAACCUUCUCGUUGAUAAUGAGUUCAACAUUGUUGGCGUUAUUGGUUUCGACGGCGUCAUGGCUGCUCCUGUUGAAGUUGUCGCUCAGAUGCCUGCGCUGAUGGGUAUGGGUCUGCAACCACCUGGCCAUGUCGAGAUGAAUCCUUUGCAUCUGCAGACAAUCCAGGAACAGUCGCCGCGGCUGGAGGCUUAUGCUCGGAUUUUUGGUGAAGCUGCGGAUCGCAGGGCUCUGUGGGUCAAUGAGAAGUGGUGGGAGGGUUACAAGAAGUUGUAUCUGGCCAAGCAGGGUGUGGUUGAUGGCAGCGGGGAUGUGGAGAUGCAAGACUGA
Zasmidium cellare ATCC 36951 is the source of this 1596-nucleotide messenger RNA. RefSeq lists its product as uncharacterized. The transcript is spliced from 3 exons. NCBI's taxonomy places the organism in Eukaryota, Fungi, Ascomycota, Dothideomycetes, Mycosphaerellales, Mycosphaerellaceae. The coding region runs from base 1 to 1596 and encodes 531 amino acids. The record is from RefSeq and is a predicted model, not a curated record.